AUGCGCCAGACGCAACCGCAGGAACUACUGCAAAUUGCACUAAGCGCUAAAAAUCGAUAUUUUGGCAUCAAGCCAAGCUAUGUUUUGAACGAACAUUCGGUUGAUUCUCAUCUGAUUGUUGAUUCGAGUUCAUCCGGUUCAGUGCUAAUAAAGGGCCUGUUGCUUCAACAAGCAGAGUUGUCAAUGUCAUCACCUCCACCACGUGCAUCUCGAAGGCAGCGAAAACAUAAAGAACGACAGUUGGAGCCUGGCCCUUCUGUACAAUUCCAACAACUGUGUCCUGAAGAACUGCAGCAAACUCGCCCUAAACAAACCGGAGAAACCUGUUUUAAACAAACUCAAGAAACCUGUUCUGAACAAUCUUCAGAAACCAACGUGGAGCAGACUCAUGAAUCCAUUUUAAAAGAGGAUCAGGAAAUCCGUCGUGAACAGCCUCAAGAAAUUCGUCCUGAAAAAGUACAAGUUCUGCGAUCACAGCGAUCUGAUGAUGCUCCUAUUGAACAAUCUGCAAUCACUCGCCAAAAUCAGCGGGAACAAAAAAAGACUAAGUCAAUAAAAUCUAAUGUUAUUUCUAAUCCUGCCCUAUCUCCAGUAUCAUAUGAUAGCCAUCCAGUAUCAUUCAGUAGCUCUUGGAAGAAAACUUUUCAAUGUCGGAAAACUGGACAAUCCAUUAAGCCUCAAAGCGUACCGGAAGGCUCAUUAAUGAGUUCGAUGACUGAAUUCGUGCAUGAUAUUAUUCCACAAACAACCAGUCCUAAAUUGGCUCCAGAACGGAUUAAUUGGGUCAAAAUGCAAAAAUGUAAUAAUGUAAAUGAUCAAAAACGUGUGGUUGACUUAGUGAUUAUUGGUCUCGCGAGGGGGUAUCAAAUUUGGGCUCGCAUGGAAAAUGGUGACUGUAAAGAAAUAUUAUCUGAACGGAAGGGUCCAAUUCAGUUAGGUCUUUUACUACCAGCGAAAUGUGAGCCAAGUUUUGGCAUUCAUAAUGAUCGGUACAAAAGUAGUCGUCCUUUAUUUGCUGUAGUUGAUGAAAGCCGACAUGUUUCGGGCAAAAAAUAUACCACAGUAUCAUUUCUGUCUCUUAUAAAAGCUCAGAUUGUGCAUAAAUUGUAUUUCACUGAUUCAGUACAAGAUCUUGCAACUUCUACCAAGAUAUUUGUUGUGUCAUUUGUUCAUCAUAUAGUGAUUUGUGAUAUGAUGACAUUACGGCAACAACGCAAAAUUAACAACACUCAAAUAAAUGAUGGCUUUGGCACUCCAUUUGCUAUUUCGGAUACUUUCUUAGCAUUUGCCAAUUCCAAAUUGUGUCAAGAAUAUCAGAGUUGUGGUGGAAUGGAAAGUGAAGAUUUAUUCCAAGACUCGUCCAGUUAUAGUAUAGUAAGUGUGGCAAGGAAUUUCACCAAGACAUUGACAUCAUUUAGCAAUUCAAUCUUUCCAUUUUCAUCAUCUCAACAAUCAAAAGAACUCCUGAGUUCAGUGGCCCAACCAGGCGUCAUAACAGUGGUGGAUGUAAAUAAAAUUCCUGCAGAUAGUAGUACAGAUGAUUCAAAAUAUGCAGAUGCAGUUAUAGCACAUUUUGUUGCUCAUACAGAACCAGUCGGUUUCAUAGCUUUCGGAAAUGGUGGACAACUUGUUUUAACUUCAGGCAAUCCUCGACAAUCUUCAACUUAUUUUCACCUAUUUCAUAUUUAUCCUCACCCUGGAUCUCCGUUGCUUGGUGCUGUCCGUCAUCUUUAUACAUUAUAUCGUGGCACUACUCCUGCUAAAGUAGUUGACUGUAGUUUCUCUGCUGAUAAUCGUUGGCUGGCACUGGCUACAAAUCAUGGAACUACACAUAUAUUUGGCAUAUGUCCAUAUGGCGGUAAAGUAACUUUACGUACUCAUGGUGAUGAGAUUGUUAACAAGGAGUCUAGGUACCGUCGCUCUGCAGGUUUGCCUGAUUCAGAUUAUGUUCCUAUACAAAUUCCUAGUGAAACAAAAAAGGAAGCUCAGCAGUAUACAACUGCCCAACUUUUCAGAGGACAUCCUUAUAUCUCUCGAGUCAACAUUGCCCGUUCAGUAGAAAAUCCACGAAUUGGUCCUUAUCCAAGUCCAAUAGGUAUGGAAGCAUAUGUGAGGAUCAAGCAACGUUUCUAUUCGGCUGACAACUUGAGUGCAUGGGCUUCUGACAUGACUCCAUCUUCUUUGACUGCUGGAACUAGUCCCAAAUAUGUCAGCAAGCCUGGUCAUAAUCAUCGUUUGGCGAUUUCAUUUUCAUCAAAUUCAAUAUUUAAUUCGAAUAGUAUUUCUUUGCUCGUCGUGAACAAUGACGGUGUAUUAACGGAAUAUCUAUUAUCGGUCUCACCAGUUCCUUAUAGUGGGACAAGUGGGAUGUUUUCAGCCACUACAGCGCCCUCAAAGAUUUAUCCUGAUGAAACGCUAAUCCAGUGUACACUAACGACUGCGGUGCAGUGGAUAUUGCAAAGGAACAAGUCAUUAUCGGACGUUCGUACACCCAUUUGUGCGCAUAAUCCUUUAUGGACAUGGCUUGUACCUGAAACUGUGAAUGAAGUCCAGAAAGAGGAAGUUGACGAUAAAUGGAUAAGUCAGAUUGAAGUGUUGACUUAUUUAGCACCUCAUCGACGUCUAUGGAUGGGACCUCAGUUCUCAUUUAGGACAUAUAUUCAGCCUUCACAACACACUAGUGCUGAAUUGGUUACUCCUGGAUCAGAUCGUGAUUAUGAAAGAUAUCGUGCCGGGAAAACAAAAUCACUUCCUGUAACAGUUGAAGCUGCAGGAUCAUUUGGAAGUUUUAGUGCUGGGGAACCUACUGAAAUUGUUGAAGGAAGUUGGUCUAGUGAUUUAGAUGCUAAAGAUAUUGAGAAACAAAGGCUACUAGAAAAGAAACUUCAAGAAGCAAUGAUGGAUGUGGUGUCUGAUAAAGACGAAUCUCAUGAAGGCAGUGAUGAUGCAUGCAGUGAGAAUUCGCAUCGUAGUGUUGGUGGUUCAUCACAUAACAGCAUUAGUUUACAAUUUUCAAAUUUGGAAUUGUAA
Molecule: messenger RNA, 3030 nt
Organism: Thelazia callipaeda (thelaziosis nematode)
Lineage: Eukaryota; Metazoa; Nematoda; Chromadorea; Rhabditida; Thelaziidae
Source: the annotation of a GenBank genome assembly